AUGCCAGGUGCGGUGCCGGCCUACUUCAAUCCAUCAUUAUCUGCAUCAACGAUCCAAGGCCGCCCUCACCCCCCAAUCGGCAGUCGGCCCACACACCUCAAAAGAGCCAACGAGCUGGUCAGACUGUCCAAGAAACGUGUCGUGGACACCCAACGCGGCGUCGGCAUUGCCAACCUGUCCCUGGCUGACACCUUUGCCCAGCUUGCCAAGGCCAACAAGAUCAAGGACCAUCUCGUUUUUCAGGCGCUGGAGGGCUGCAGACCGGUCUGGGAUGGAUGGCUCAACAACAAUUCCUCGUGA
Messenger RNA from Puccinia graminis f. sp. tritici CRL 75-36-700-3, 300 nucleotides. RefSeq lists its product as uncharacterized. The coding region runs from base 1 to 300 and encodes 99 amino acids. NCBI's taxonomy places the organism in Eukaryota, Fungi, Basidiomycota, Pucciniomycetes, Pucciniales, Pucciniaceae. The record is from RefSeq and is a predicted model, not a curated record. The transcript has 2 exons.